This is a messenger RNA of Zeugodacus cucurbitae (melon fly), 2300 nucleotides long. Its product is annotated as MICOS complex subunit Mic60. Lineage: Eukaryota; Metazoa; Arthropoda; Insecta; Diptera; Tephritidae. The record is from RefSeq and is a predicted model, not a curated record. Gene Ontology annotation, cellular component: MICOS complex. The coding region runs from base 140 to 2239 and encodes 699 amino acids. The transcript has 11 exons. Gene Ontology annotation, biological process: cristae formation.
GCAAAAUAGUGGCUCAGUUUGUAGUAAAUCAGAAAAAAGUUUUCGUUUUUGUCUAGAUCGCGGGAAGACGUCAAGCGCCGGCUCGUUAAGGAAUUGGAAUUGUACCCACGAUAUUAAGUAUUCCAAAAUUUAUAGCAAUAUGUAUCGUCUAGCAUUGAAAAAACCAUGCAGAGACGCCAUACAGAUCACAUUAAGCCAAUAUAGCCGAAAAAACUAUAGCAAUGGUCUACCACCAAAUGUACGAGAAGCCGGUUUUGGCAAGGUGUUGGUAUUUCUAUCGCCCCUUGUCGCUGUCGGUGGAGUAAUUGGAUAUGCGAAAUACGACCCGAAAUUUCGAAAACAAGUCGAACAAAAUGUUCCCGGCGCAGAAUACGUUUUAAAAGUUGCUUUAGAGUCAAAAGACCCUAUCGACGAUAUUAGUAAGCAGUUUGAUGGUGUUAAGAAGCAAUUCAACAAUGUCACGAAAACGAUUGAUAGCGCCACAUCCACUGUUACUGGCUGGUUUGGUAGCUCCGAAAAAGCUCCUCCUAAGCAACCAGAAGUUGCGCCAACAAAAACUACCCCGCCAGCAAAACCUGCGCCAGUAAGUGCUGCCAAGGAAGCGCCUCCUGCCGCAAAGCCUGCUACUGCCAAACCUAGUGAGCCUGUGAGAAUAGAAAAAAAGCAUGAACCUUUGCCGAAAGAUGUGACCGACUUGGAAAAUGCGGUUGAAGUUGCAGCUGCACUUGCUGUCCAAGAAUACAACAAAGCGAUUGCUAUUCUCAAGAGCUUUAACAACGAUGUGCGUAAAGUCGUUGAUGAUGCCAUUGAUAAUGUCGACACCUCGAGAUGGACUUCCUUAAGAAACAAAACAAGUGCUCGUGAUACUUCCGUAGCCACCGCAGAAAAGUCUGCACGGGAAGCUAUUGACAAAAUUGAAAAAUGUGAGAUUGCACUAAGCAAAGCUGCAACCGCCGAUAAUCAUGAGCAGAUCGUUACCCUACGCAAAAAGAUUAAGACAUUGGUGGAACACAUUAACCAUGUCAAAGAUGAAUUAUAUCAGCAUAAGGAUUUAGCCACGGUGUCCGAGAAAUACUGGAGAAACGUGGAGAAAGCACGCAAUUACUUCAUUGAGGAAAUUGAAUCCAUAUUCCCGGGUUUAAAUUUGGCAGAUCAAAAACUAAAUCUCUCAAAAGAAGAUUUGGAUUUGUUCAUCAUGCAUGCUUACUCCCAUGUGCUGGCUUACCAGAAGGAGCUCCAACGUUUGCAAACCGAUGGCGAAUUAAGAUUAAAACGUGUCAUCGAUGCUUUCCGUGGUGAUAGCGAGUCGGAGGCAGUUAAAGCACAAUUGGAUUAUCACUUGGAAGCUGAGAAGCGCAAACUGGCUUUGGAACAUCAGAAGAAAAUUUUCCAAAUUCGCGCUGAUUCCGAAAAGCAAUUGCGUCUACAAUUGAAAAAGCAAGCUGAAGCGCAUAUUGAUCACUUGAACGAUGCGAUAGCCAUGAAGGAAAGUGAAAUGAAACGUAGCUUCACACGUGAAUUGGAGGAUAAAUUGGCCACUGAGAAGGCUAAUUAUAAACUGCAACUUGCGGCUAUGGUUGGAAAAAUGCGCGGCAUGGAUGCUGCUUUACAAGCGCGUGCUGAGUCAGAACGUUCAGCACAUCAAGCGCAAGCACUGUGGGCUGCCUGCCAGGCCUUGUGGGCCACAGUAAGCACUGGUGAACCUGGUGUACACUGGCGGAAUAAGUUGCGCCCACUGAAGAGUGAAAUCAAGGCGAUUUCUAAAGUGGCCGAGGGCGAUGAACUGGUCUCUGUUGUCAUACAAAAUUUGCCAACUACCGCCAGCGAGCGUGGUGUGUUCACAGAAGAUGCAUUACGUGAACGUUUCAUUAACGUGGAACGCGUUGCACGUAAACUGGCGCUUGUACCGGAAGGCGGCGCUAGUAUCCCCAUCUAUUUCCUUUCAUACUUGCAAUCGCUUUUCAUUUUGAAGCCUGACGAUCCCAUCUCCCAGGAUGAAUUGCAAAACAAACCAUUUGAUUACAGUAAAUUGGACACCUACGACAUUUUGAAUAGAGCCAGGUAUUUCGUGGACCGUGGCGAUCUGCUGCAGGCCUUAAAGUACAUGAAUCUAUUGCAAGGUGGUGCACGUCGUGCUGCAUGUGAUUGGUUAAAUGAAACGCGUCUAACGCUCGAGACCAAACAAGCUGCCAAUACGUUAAUGGCACACGCUGCCGCCAGUGGCCUGUUAUAUUUGUAAAUUAAAAUAAUGGUGGGUUGGCUUAACUGUAAAUGAAAUCGUUUGCGUGAGCAAGUCAUUG